AUGGAUGAUGAUAGUCAUAUACUUAUUGAUGAUAUUACUAGUAUGUCCCAUGAAAUGUAAAUCGAUGAAACAAUAAUAAAACAAUACAAAAAAUAAAGGUUAUUGGGGGUUGGAGCUUAUGGGAAAGCAUACCUUGUGACUUCUGACGACGAAAAUCAAAUUAAAUACGUUAUGAAGGUAUUGCCUCAAUCACCUUCAGCCAAACAAGAAGCAUUAAUACUGCAAAAUCUGAGACACGAGAACAUCAUCUAAUACGUAGAAACAUUUGUAGAUAGCAAAAAUAGAUUAUGCAUAAUAAUGGAAUAUGCCAAUAAUGGCACUUUAGGGUAAUACAUAAAGUCAAGACAAUAGCCAUUACCUGAAACACAAAUUGUUGAUUGGUUUACUUAGUUAUGUUUAGCAAUUUAAUGCGUUCACUCAUAGAGAAUUAUCCAUCGAGACAUAAAAGCGGAGAAUGUAUUUUUGCAAGAUGACAAAUUGAAAUUAGGGGACUUCGGGAUUGCAAGAUCUGUUGAGUAGACUCUUGCAACCACUUUUAUAGGAACUCCUUACUACUUGUCCCCUGAAAUAAUAUAAAACUAGCCUUAUUCUUAUAAGAGUGAUAUCUGGGCUUUAGGAGUGUUACUAUACGAAAUGUGCACAUUUAAAUACCCAUUUUAAGCUGAAUCAUUACCAGGUCUGGCUACUAAAAUUAUAAAAGGGAAAAUUCAACCAAUAAGUGCGUAAGUCUAUUCAUAAAAUAUGAAAAACUUAAUUUAAAGUCUGUUAUAGAUUGAUCAAAAUAAAAGACCAUCAAUUGAAUAGAUUUUAUGUAUUAUUUAAUCAUUACUUAGAAAAUCAAAUAAUCUAAAAUAGGAUUAAAUAAUUAAAUAUUAAAUAGUAACCAAUAACAAAGCCAGCAGCAUUACUGAUGUAAAAGAAAUAGUAACAUUAGGUUAUUAUAAAAAAGGAUGA
Paramecium tetraurelia is the source of this 954-nucleotide messenger RNA. RefSeq lists its product as uncharacterized. The record is from RefSeq and is a predicted model, not a curated record. Gene Ontology annotation, molecular function: protein kinase activity; ATP binding. Lineage: Eukaryota; Ciliophora; Oligohymenophorea; Peniculida; Parameciidae. Gene Ontology annotation, biological process: protein phosphorylation. The transcript has 3 exons.